Thalassophryne amazonica is the source of this 4981-nucleotide messenger RNA. It is a transcript of the gene ism2b, whose product is annotated as isthmin 2b. Bases 581 to 1999 code for a protein of 472 amino acids. The record is from RefSeq and is a predicted model, not a curated record. The transcript is spliced from 6 exons. NCBI's taxonomy places the organism in Eukaryota, Metazoa, Chordata, Actinopteri, Batrachoidiformes, Batrachoididae.
CUGAAUGCGUGCGUAAAAGAAGGAGGCGGAAAAAAAAAAACACCCCAGAACCCGGUUGGCUGUCGGUGCGCACGGCGGUGGAUGAGCUUCAUGUGGAUAAUGGAUUAACGCACGGCAAACUAUGAAUUCCAGAUGAGUAUGAAGAAAACACCCACCCACGACGGAAUGACUCACAGGUUUUUUGUUUUUUUAAGAAGUUAAAUAAGCGAGCGCCGGUGCGGACAGACGGGGAGCUUUCGCGUGAGGUUUUCCACGACUUUCUGCCACUUAAAGCUCUUCCAGCGCAUGGUUUUAAAAAGUUUUGUUUAUGGGGAAGCGCAGCGGUGACCUGGAGCCGCCACACGCACAGACACUUGCUGCGCAAAGCGCCGGUGCCAGAUAUGGAUAGCGCGCAAUUCAACUUUCGCCACUGGUGCGCGUCUUCAUAACGCGCAACACAUCGAGGCUCAGGAGACCAAAAAUAAAAUAAAAAUCUAACUUAUUUGGUCCUGAAUCAAAAUCGAAAGAAGAGAAGGAACAACAUCUCCUUUUAAAGAAACUACAUAGAUUUUUUUUUUUUUUUUUAAUUCUUAAAGAGAAGAUGCGCCAAGAGGUCGCAGAGAAACUUCAGAUGCUGCUUUUAAUUUGGCCAGUUCUGCUCGUUAGUUUGGGGACGUCGUUUCCUGCCAGACACAAGAAUGCUGUCCACAAGGCUCAGGGACAUUCACUUCACAGCAGGGGGACUCACGACGUCCCCGAGGAUCUGGAGCAGCAGAAUCAGGUGCAGACGUUGUUGCCUGAGUCCCACAGCCACCAGAGGAGGUGGUCUCACCCCCAGCACCGCUCCAUCGGGAUUCUCCCGCAACCAGAGCCAGAAGAGGAGACCAAACCCUUCAUCCUGGAUCUCAAGAACUUCCCAGAUCUGGCGAAUGCUGACAUAAGCUCACAGAACCCAAACAUACAGGUUACCAUUGAGGUGGUAGAGGACCCUCAGAUGGAGGUGGAGAUGGACCUGGCCAAAGAAAAAGACUGGCUGCCCUCCUCUUCCUCCUCCCCCUCGUCCACAGUGGACUGGCUUGGAGGGAAGAAGCUUUUCUGGCCCCUCUUCUGGAGUUACACCGAUUCCGAUUCCAGCGAGGACACCAGCAGCCUGUCGGGCGUGGAGGACACUGGCGAGGAAGUGGAGGAGGAAGAUUACUCUCUGGACUACGGGAGUGAGGAACCCUUGCUCAGCGGAGUGGGCGGAGACUGGGACCCCCGCUGGAAUGAAGGCUGGGAUCCGGUCCAGACUUACUACGGGGAGACAGACGAGUGGACCUCAUGGUCUCCCUGUUCGUUGACGUGUGGACACGGCGAGAAGAAGAGGACCAAGUCCUGCGGUUACUCGUGCACUCUGACAGAAGCCUCCAAAUGUAACCUGGAGCCGUGCCCCGGCGACAUGAACCCCGUAGUCGAACCGUUCCCAUUUGAGAUGGAGAAUGGCACCGAGCCUUUUGGAACUGAUGUGGACAGCUGUGAGAAGUGGCUCAACUGUAAAAGUGAGUUCCUCCAGCGAUACCUCUAUCAAGUUCUGUCUGAGCUUCCCAGCUGCCCCUGCUCCUACCCCGAUCACGUCUCUUACACGGUGGUCAGCAUUUUCGAUGAAGCUCACGAGCGCCACUUUCGGUGGCGCGACGCCAGCGGCCCCAAGGAGCGUCUGGACAUCUACAAGCCCUCAGCGCGUACCUGCAUCCGCUCUGUGCUUUCCGGCGACUCGUCCACUCUGGCCGCACAGCACUGCUGUUACGACGAGCGCGGGCGGCUGAUCACGCGGGGGAAAGGUGCAGGCACGCCGAACCUGAUCAGCACAGAGUUCUCGCCCGAGCUGCACUUUAAGGUGGAUGUGCUGCCUUGGAUCCUGUGCAAAGGGGACUGGAGUCGCUUCCACGCGGUGCGGCCGCCCAACAACGGGCUGAACUGCCCCGAAAACCCCCAUGAAGACGUGUUUAUGAACGAACUGGAAGAAGCCAGGGAGUACUGAAAGUACCACUUCACUCAGCGAGGCAGAGGACCCGAUCCAGAAUUUGAAAGAAGACUGUCAGCCUUGAAGACGUUAUGUCACAUCCAAACCAUCUACAUGUGUGAUCAGGAGUUCUGGCUGAACUGGACCGAUUAAUUUUUUUGUCCCCAAACAGAAAAACGCGCAGUGUGCUCCCAUUGCACGACAUUAAGCUCUCGAUAUUUUGUGGCUGCGGGAAAGCAUGACGUGCACCUGCUGGCUUUUAGAGGGUGCCCCGAGAGCAACAUCUCGAUUGUGCUUCAUAUAGGAUUUACAUUAUUAUUAUGAAUAAUUUUGUGGCUAUGCAAAUUAAAAAAAACAAAAAACUCAGAUUAAUAUCUCAACAAUGCUGCUAUGACGUAAGAUCCUUCAGGUUCAAACGGUUUGAAGGUGAUAAGCCUGCAGUUUUGUGACAGGACAUCAGCAGACUGAAGUGUUUGGUUUCUCCAAGGCCCAAAAGGGAUUUUGGGUAGGAUGCAUCACCUCAGUGUCUCUGGGGUAUUUUUGCUACAGAUUUUAAUAUCCUGUUUUAAAGACAUCUGGUGACCUUUCCUAACCUGCUAAAGAUGAUCCGUUAUUGGUUCCUUUUUCCUUCUCCCCACCAUGCUUUAUGCAAACUGGUUGAGAUGUUUUAAACGUCAUCUUGAUGAUAAAUAAACCAACAAGCUGAAAACAGGCAUAUAUCGAUUAGGCAAACGUCAGUUAUAUUUUGGGGCUGAUUAUCGACACUGAUGAUUGGCGCUGAUUAAUCAGUCGACACCUACAUAGGUCAUGAGGCCCACUGGUUCUGGCGCUUAUCCUCGAAUUCCAUAACGUCAAAUCAGUUCCCCUGAAGGGGACGCCAGUCUGUUGCAGGUUAUGUCCCCAGUCAAGGCUGGUACCCAUUUACAAUUGGGUGGGCUGGGACAGGUGGAAUGACUGGGAAUCAAACCCAGGUCUAGAUAAUGGGGCCCGGCUCCUAUCCCAAUGAGCUUCCUGCUCUAAAUCCAAAUUUUAAUCUGAAUCUAAGACAUAUGACAAUGAGUUGACAUGAGGGUGUGCUACAAGUUUUGUAACACAAGUUGAAUUCACGUCAUAAUUCCACAAUCAGCAGAAUACAUGAUCUGGGUCAGGGUUUAUUCUAACGUACAGUUGUACCCCUUUUGUGCAGUUGUAAAUUGAAAAUGUGCGGUUGUAAAUCCAAAUUUGUGCAAUUGUAAAUACUACAUUUUGCAGAUUUUUUUUUUCACAUUUUGUUUAAUUUUCCAAAAUUUCCAUGAUGAAAAGAGUUGUUAAUGUUGUUGAUGUUAAUAUUGAACCACAACAGAAGUCACUGAUCACAAUGUAUUUUUAUGUUCAUUAAAUUUACAAUGUAAUUCAAACAUACUUAUUUAUUAAUAACUUAGAUAAUAUUGCUUCUAACUACUUCAUACUAUACAUUGUAAACCAUGCAACUGUUACUUAUUACUAAACAAUUAGGAUUAUAAACCAUUAUUGCUUCUGACAUUAUAAACCUCAAUGAGAAAAGAAGCAAAAACUGUCAUAAUCUAGGGCCGGCCCAGGGGUCAUACCAGAAGUACAAGAUCAUAAACCUCAAGUUACAACAACACAAACCUAAAGUAAAGUUAACUUAAGUAUGGCUAGCAUAGUAACAUUUAAACCAAUGUUCAAGUAAGUGCAACUCACUGGCUGUCUUAUGUGUCUUUGGUAAGAGUCAUAUCAACAUCAACCUUAGGGCUUGUACAGUUGUAAAAAAUCCUUAGAAUAAACCCUGAUCUGGGUGCCAAAGAAAUUAAAUAUCAGAUUAUUGGUGCCUGUUUAAAUAAAGUUUCCAUUGCACAUAUAUGAGCAGAAACAACAUUCUCAGGGGGACUAACUUACUCCAAUUUAACUAAAAUGCACCGCUGAACAUUAUCGGAGUGAAGACGUGUGGAUAAAAAGAUGUGGUGUUUUUCCCAAAACCAUAAUAAAUAAAAUAAGCAAGUGAGCUCAAGCAAGUUCAGGCAGCCAAUUCGAACCUCGUUAUGUGACUUCAAUCAGCUAAUAAAUGCUCCUCCCACUACAAGUUGAUGCCUCUGCAAAUAUUCCUGUGCCACACAUUGAUGCAUCAUUGCUCCCUGAUCUCCCUCCAUGCACAGUCAGAAAAUGCAGACUGCCGAUGUUGAUCAUCUCUGGUCGACAGGUGGUAGAUACUGGAUGCUGCAAUAUUCAUGAUGCAUUAGCUGCCAGCAUUUAGCUCGAUGCCCAAGUCGAUGCUGUCAAAACUUUUGGCUUAUCGUGUUUUGUUGAUUUAUGGAAGAAUUUGAUUGGAUAGAAAGGACAUUCCCAACACUGAAAACACUAAGUAGCAGCCAUUAGACAGGGAAUCAAUUUUUUUUUUAAAUCCCGCAACAGUUCAGCAAACACUAGAUGGCAGUAAUUCUUAAACCUGUCAUGACGAUCGCCUUUCUACCCAUUCUAAUUCUGUGGAUGAUGGCUGCAAACAUUCUUCAGGAAUUCCGCUUCCGUGUUAUAACUGAUAAUGUAUCUACCUUUUGGAAUUUACGAUUUUAACCGAAGGCACUUUAUUUCACAUAUGUAUAUUAAAAAAAAAAUCUGUCAGAAUCUACUCAUGUUUCCAUUUGCUAAUGAUGAGAGCAAUUGCAAAGCAAACUGAAAACUCACCAGAAAUGCUGCAAUGUUCUCUGGAGUUGCAUGUGAAAAGCAUGAUUUUUGUGUGAUUUUGUUUUUUUGGACUCUAGUACAUGUAUGGUGUUGUACAGUAUUUAUUUGUCUUUUUUUUAAGUUUGCUGAAUCUUUGAAAUAUUCAUCAUGGUGUGCAAAUCAGACUGGGAAAUGAAGAGACCCAAUAUUAAAAGGGAAAACAUAUAUUUCUUUAUACAGCAACUUCAAAUGUGUGUGUUUUGUUCUGCGCUGUAUUGCAGUGAUCUGUGAACAUGUUGUUGCAAUUAAUAAUGAAGAAACAUAAAAAUACUUUGCAUUCAC